CAAAGCAAAAAUACCACAAAAGUAUACUUUACAAGCCGACAGGGAACUAAUUCAUUAAAUCUAUACAGAUUUAAGUCCAUCAAAGUUUGUGUCUUACACAGUGUAAGCUCGGAAGUGUAAGCAGCUUACAGUAAGCUAACCAUUAAUGACAGUUUGAGAACUAAAACCGAGCAACAACAGCUGUAAUGGCUGAGAAUGUCAACCAUAAAAGGAGCCAUAAGGAAUGGCGUAAAAUUGCCAAAAAAAUGCGAAGGAAAAAAUGUCGUCAAAAAAGUGCCGAAGAACGUGAUCAACUGUUAGAAAUGGAUAAAACAACACCAUCGUAUCUAACCUGGCUAGCUGAGCAAGAAGCCUUGGAGCUUGCCAAAGAAGAAUCAGCAGAACAUUUACGACAACAAACACAUAGGCAGUGGCUAGAAUACGACAAUUUAGUACGAGAACAAUGGAAAAUCAAACAAGAAAAAUUGGCAAAAAUUCAAGAGGCUCAGGAACAGGAAAAACUUCGCAUUCGUGCUGAAUUCGAAGCGAACAGAGAACGAUUACGUAAACUGAAAGAGGAGAAAAUCCGUUUGUCUGAAGAGAAAAUUGAACAAGAGAAACGUUUGGCAGCAGCUAUUGACAGAUACAUUACCGGAAGUGGAAGCCUACCGGUUGAAUUAAAUGUGAAUGCGGAAAGCAAUCCGGGAAAAGCGAUCUGUCCAUUCUUCGAGAAAACGUCAACAUGCCGUUACGGAUUUAAGUGCUCGAGAAAUCAUUACCGGCCUGGCAUUUCCCGUUUGCUGCUCAUCCCCAAUUUUUUCACGCACAUUCGAUUGGAUCAAAGCAAGAACACGGAAUAUGGAAGUGAUUUCAGUUUGGAAAUCGAUGACACCGAAUUGUACCGCGACUUCAACGAAUUUUUCAACGACGUUGAACCGGAGCUGUCAACAUUCGGGAAAAUAAUUAAUUUUUGCGUUUGUAGCAAUCAGGAACCGCAUUUACGUGGUCACACUUACGUUGAAUUCGACGAUCAGAGGAAUGCCUUGAAAGCUUAUCGCCAUUUGCAGGGACGUUACUAUGCCGGUCGUAUGUUGAAUGUAGAAUUCAGUCAGAUGAUAACGUGGCGAUCGGCGGUUUGUGGUUUAUCAUUCGCAAACAAAUGUCCGAAGGGACGCAACUGUAACUUUCUACAUCUGUUCAAAAAUCCGCGCAAUAAAUAUCCGCUCUUCGAUAAAUAUCGAUGCAAUAACGGGCUGUCUACAACUAGACGAAAAUCUCUGGAACGCAAAAGAGAUGAUGCAUUUGACACUAAUUGGGAUGAAGAUGAUGGCACAUCAGCAACAAAAAAACGAAAUUGGCGUUGGUCAGAAAGUCCCGAAGUCGAAGUAGCAACACGACAAUCAUCGUCACGGUCAGUAUCACUAAAACGUGAAACGCAUUCACGAAGGUCGCCCAGCAGAAGAACCCGUGACUUACGAAAGGAAAGGGGCCAUGGUAGUAGUAGUAGUCGCUCAGAGAGACGUAGUGAAACAAGGCGACGAAGAAAAUCAGGAGAUAGCCGAUCAAGUGAGAGAAGAAGCCGAAGCAGAAGAAAGGAGGGAAGUUCGGUAAGAUCAUCGGGAUCUUCGCAACGAAAGUGUAAAGAAUAUGAAUCAAAAAAGCGAACGAAAUAAAGCGAAAUGUGAUA
This is a messenger RNA of Bradysia coprophila, 1666 nucleotides long. RefSeq lists its product as uncharacterized. Gene Ontology annotation, molecular function: RNA binding; metal ion binding. Gene Ontology annotation, cellular component: U2AF complex. The record is from RefSeq and is a predicted model, not a curated record. Gene Ontology annotation, biological process: mRNA splicing, via spliceosome. Lineage: Eukaryota; Metazoa; Arthropoda; Insecta; Diptera; Sciaridae.